AGGAAGAGACGAAGAAGAAGAAGAAGAAGAAGAAGAAGAGGCAGACGAAAAAGAAGCAGAAGAAGAAGAAGCAGAAGAAGAGGAAGAAGAAGAAGAAGCAGAAGAAAAAGAAGCAGACGAAGUAGAAGAAGAAGAAGCAGAAGAAGAAAAAGAAGCGGAAGAAGAAGAAGCAGCAGCAGAAGAAGAAGGACAAAAAGGAAAAAAAAGUUGAAAGUCAAAACAACACUGCAGCGUGACACUAUGGCCGUCCUAGUGGGGUGCAGAAACGCUUCACAAACCCUUCGUCUCCACACAGGAAACCUGGAGAAUGUGUGCAGAUUGGGAGCUUAUUUCAACUCGCAGUUUGCCCCGUCAUAUAAAACAGCGUUUGCACCGGCGCGUUGUUACAGCUCCGACAUAAAGGAUGACCUGCGAGUUAAAUAUCUGGACGGAGACGAUUCAGGAAUUGUCGUUUUUGGAAUAAAUCGACCAAAGGCCAAAAACGCCAUCAGCAAGAACCUGGUGCGAUUGAUGUCUGAGGCUGUUGACAAUGUUAAAAAAAACAACAAAGUACGGAGUGUCAUUUUAUGCAGUUUGGUCCCUGGGAUAUUCUGUGCAGGUGCAGACCUGAAAGAGAGGGCAAAAAUGCACCAAAGUGAAGUAGGACCUUUUGUGUCCAGAGCAAGGGCACUAAUCUCAGAACUUGGCAAUCUGCCAAUGCCAACGAUUGCUGCCAUUGACGGAGCAGCUUUGGGAGGGGGCUUGGAGAUGGCCCUCGCAUGUGACAUCAGGAUUGCAUCCAGUUCUGCAAAGAUGGGGUUAGUUGAAACCAAACUUGCGAUCAUUCCAGGAGCAGGUGGCACACAGCGGCUACCAAGGGCUAUUGGAGUGUCCCUGGCUAAGGAGCUUAUUUUUGCAGCACGGGUGGUGGAUGGGACAGAGGCUCACCGCCUUGGCCUUGUCAGUCAUUCUGUAGAGCAGAAUAACAGUGGAGAUGCUGCUUAUCACCGUGCACUUGAAUUAGCCCGAGAAUUCAAUCCCCAGGGACCAAUUGCAAUUAGGAUGGCAAAACUGGCAAUCAACCAAGGAAUAGAGGUUGAUUUGUCUACAGGAAUGGCGAUUGAAGAGGCAUGCUAUGCCCAGGUGAUACCAACAAAGGACAGGCUGGAGGGUCUUGCUGCAUUCAAGGAGAAGAGGCCGCCUUGUUUCAAGGGGGAGUAACGGCUUUUCCAACGGACCCUAUCAGAAAAUACUGCCUCAACCUCUCUUACUGUUGCUUCUUGUUCUGUUAUGGGUUGGAAGUAUACAUGCCAAAACACGACGUGUUCAGCGUAAUACCCUUGAAAUGCACGUGUCAAACCAAUAACUGGGCAUAUCUUGGCUCUUAAACCGGCCAGGGAUUUAAAAAGAAUCGUUGGUGAUUAUUGGCAAGUGUCUGAUCUUAACAUCAUGUGGCCAUGACAGCCACUACAUGCCGCCAGUUUUACUAAUCAAAAGCACAUUUCACCAGUUUAUUUGUUCAGAAAUCUUUAUGAAGUCCCAAAACUUUAUGAUGUUGAAUAACCAUGUCAAUAAAGAGGUGGAAAGUGAAAGUGCUAAAAGUGGGUGGUAUAAAACAUGUAUUCGGAAUAAAAGAAAAUAUUAA
Molecule: messenger RNA, 1624 nt
Organism: Lampris incognitus (smalleye Pacific opah)
Lineage: Eukaryota; Metazoa; Chordata; Actinopteri; Lampriformes; Lampridae
Gene: auh
Product: AU RNA binding protein/enoyl-CoA hydratase
Exons: 10
Coding region: 241-1200 (319 amino acids)
Biological process (GO): fatty acid beta-oxidation
Cellular component (GO): mitochondrion
Molecular function (GO): enoyl-CoA hydratase activity
Source: RefSeq, a predicted model, not a curated record